Odobenus rosmarus divergens (Pacific walrus) is the source of this 713-nucleotide messenger RNA. RefSeq names its product ubiquitin-conjugating enzyme E2 D2-like. The coding region runs from base 190 to 633 and encodes 147 amino acids. Lineage: Eukaryota; Metazoa; Chordata; Mammalia; Carnivora; Odobenidae. The record is from RefSeq and is a predicted model, not a curated record. The transcript is spliced from 2 exons.
ACCGCUGCGGCAGGCUUAGGAGCCAAGUGGGCCCCGGCCCUCAGUCCUGCUGAGUCCGCGCUCCUGAACUCCCCAUCUUCUCCGGCCGACCCGCGAUCACCGAGGCGGCCUCGUGGCCCCUAGCCCCUUCCCUGUCCCUCCCCUGUCCCCGUCCCUGCCCCGGGGGGCCACUGCCACCCGCCUCCCACGAUGGCUCUGAAGAGAAUCCACAAGGAAUUGAAUGACCUGGCACGGGACCCCCCAGCACAGUGUUCAGCAGGUCCUGUUGGAGAUGAUAUGUUCCAUUGGCAAGCUACAAUAAUGGGGCCAAAUGACAGUCCCUAUCAGGGUGCAGUAUUUUUCUUGACAAUUCAUUUCCCAACAGAUUACCCCUUCAAGCCACCUAAGGUUGCAUUUACAACAAGAAUUUAUCAUCCAAAUAUUAACAGUAAUGGCAGCAUUUGUCUUGAUAUUCUCCGGUCACAGUGGUCUCCAGCACUAACUAUUUCAAAAGUACUCUUGUCCAUCUGUUCUCUGUUGUAUGAUCACAAUCCAGAUGAUCCUUUAGUGCCUGAGAUUGCUCGGAUCUACAAAACAGAUAGAGAAAAGUACAACAGAAUAGCUCGGGAAUGGACUCAGAAGUAUGCGAUGUAAUUAAAGAAAUUAUUGGAUAACCUCUACAAAUAAAGAUAAGGGAACUCUGAAAGAGAAAUGUGUGUGUGACAAGCCAGUUC